This is a messenger RNA of Oryctolagus cuniculus (rabbit), 539 nucleotides long. The record is from RefSeq and is a predicted model, not a curated record. Lineage: Eukaryota; Metazoa; Chordata; Mammalia; Lagomorpha; Leporidae.
CAGACCUACUGCCAGCGAACCUGAGGGAGAUAAAAAUCUUACUGCGCUUCAGACAUGAGAACAUCAUUGGAAUCAAUGACAUUAUUCGAGCCCCAACCAUUGAGCAGAUGAAAGAUGUAUACAUAGUCCAGGACCUCAUGGAAACAGAUCUUUACAAGCUCUUGAAGACACAGCACCUCAGCAACGACCAUAUCUGCUAUUUUCUCUACCAGAUCCUCAGAGGGUUAAAAUACAUCCAUUCAGCCAACGUUCUGCACCGUGACCUCAAGCCUUCCAACCUGCUGCUCAACACCACCUGUGAUCUCAAGAUCUGUGACUUCGGCCUGGCCCGCGUUGCGGAUCCGGACCAUGAUCACACAGGGUUCCUGACAGAGUAUGUAGCCACGCGUUGGUACAGGCUCCAGAAAUUAUGCCUGAAUUCCAAGAAGACCUACAGCUCUUGUGAUUCCUUCAAAGUUACAUGGUACUUGUGUUUGCCAGGAAAGGGCCUUCCCCUGUGCCUCCACGUGGCUGUGGAGAGCGCAUCCUGUCGCAUCUGA